Messenger RNA from Nematostella vectensis (starlet sea anemone), 534 nucleotides. RefSeq names its product histone H2A. Gene Ontology annotation, molecular function: protein heterodimerization activity; DNA binding; structural constituent of chromatin. Gene Ontology annotation, cellular component: nucleosome. The record is from RefSeq and is a predicted model, not a curated record. NCBI's taxonomy places the organism in Eukaryota, Metazoa, Cnidaria, Anthozoa, Actiniaria, Edwardsiidae. The transcript has a single exon. The coding region runs from base 106 to 483 and encodes 125 amino acids.
CAUGCAGAAUAAAUAGAAAGGCAAAGUCAGUACAGCUAAGUGAUCUCAUCACAACAUUCAGACGUUAAAUCAACUCAACCACUGUUUAGUUAUAUAUAAAUCAUCAUGUCUGGCCGAGGCAAAGGUAAAGCUAAGGGCACCAAGUCCAAGACUCGCUCAUCCCGUGCCGGACUUCAGUUCCCCGUCGGCCGUAUCCAUCGUCACCUCCGUAAGGGCAACUACGCUGAGAGAGUAGGCGCCGGUGCACCUGUAUACCUUGCUGCAGUCCUAGAGUAUCUAAGUGCUGAGAUAUUGGAGCUUGCCGGUAACGCUGCUCGUGACAACAAGAAAACGAGGAUAAUCCCGCGUCACCUACAGCUUGCCGUAAGAAACGACGAGGAGCUGAAUAGGUUAUUGCAUGGUGUUACCAUUGCGCAGGGCGGGGUCCUACCAAACAUCCAAGCAUCUCUUCUCCCGAAGAAGACCGAGAAAAAGAGCAAGUGAGCAGUCAGGACUCGGCUGCUGAAAAACAAACGGUUCUUUUAGGAACCACCA